AUGUGCCACACCAGCUGCUCCCCGGGCUGCAGGCCCAGCCCCUGCCAGGCCACCUGCAGUGUGCCCCUGACCUCCCAGUCCUCGGUGUGCCUGCCCGAGAGCUGCAGGCCUGCCGUGCUCGUGCCCGUGAGAUGCCAGUCUUCCGUGUGUGUGCCCGUGAGCUGCAGGCCCACUGUGUGCUCCUCCCUAUGUGUCACCCCCUCCUGCCAGCCCUCUGGGUGCUGCCGGCCCCCCUGCCCUGCCCUGCUCUGCAGGCCGGUCCCCUGCAGCUCCCCUUCCUGCUGCUGA
Molecule: messenger RNA, 288 nt
Organism: Microcebus murinus (gray mouse lemur)
Lineage: Eukaryota; Metazoa; Chordata; Mammalia; Primates; Cheirogaleidae
Source: RefSeq, a predicted model, not a curated record